Molecule: messenger RNA, 1575 nt
Organism: Vombatus ursinus (common wombat)
Lineage: Eukaryota; Metazoa; Chordata; Mammalia; Diprotodontia; Vombatidae
Gene: CADM4
Product: cell adhesion molecule 4
Exons: 9
Coding region: 4-1170 (388 amino acids)
Biological process (GO): negative regulation of peptidyl-tyrosine phosphorylation; regulation of wound healing; regulation of Rac protein signal transduction
Cellular component (GO): cell-cell contact zone
Molecular function (GO): vascular endothelial growth factor receptor 2 binding
Source: RefSeq, a predicted model, not a curated record
ACCAUGGGCCCGGCCCGGCGCUUCCAGUGGCCGCUGCUGCUGGUCUGGGCGGCCGCGGCCGGGACAGGGUCGGCCCAGGGGGUGCAGACUGAGAAUGUGACUGUAGCGGAGGGCGGGGUGGCAGAGAUCACCUGCAGACUACACCAGUAUGACGGGUCCAUCGUUGUCCUCCAGAACCCAGCCCGGCAAACACUCUUCUUCAAUGGCACCAGGGCCUUAAAGGAUGAGCGUUUCCAACUGGAGGAGUUCUCCCCGAGAAGGGUCCGAAUAAAGCUCUCAGAUGCCCGGCUAGAUGAUGAGGGUGGUUAUUUCUGCCAGCUGUACACAGAAGACACCCAUCACCAGAUUGCAACUCUCACUGUCCUUGUGGCCCCGGAGAACCCCAUAGUGGAAGGUCGGGAGCAGGCUGUGGAAGGCGGCGAGGUAGAGCUGAGCUGUGUUGUGCCUCGAUCCCGACCUCCAGCCGUGCUUCGCUGGUACCGGGACAGAAAAGAACUCCGAGGUGUGGACAGCCGACAGGAGAACGGGAAGGUGUGGAGUGUGGCCAGCACAGUGCGCUUCCAAGUGGACCGGAAAGAUGAUGGCGGCAUCGUGACAUGUGAGGCUCAAAAUGCAGCCCUCCCUCCAGGCCACAGCAAGCAGACUCAGUACGUGCUGGAUGUCCAGUACUCCCCCACCGCCCGGAUCCACGCAUCCCAGGCUGUGGUGAGGGAGGGAGACACGUUGGUGUUGACUUGUGCUGUCACAGGGAACCCCAGGCCCGGGCAGAUCCGGUGGAGCCGGGGGAACGAGUCGCUCCCCGAGCGGGCAGAGGCAGUGGCAGAGACGCUCACCCUCCCCGGCCUCACCUCCCUAGACAACGGCACCUAUACCUGUGAGGCCGGAAACAAGCACGGCCAAGCGCGAGCUCCCUACGUCCUGGUGGUCUACGACCCCGGCGCGGUGGUGGAGGCACAGACCUCGGUGCCCUAUGCUAUCGUGGGUGGCAUCCUGGCGCUGCUCGUCUUCCUCAUCAUCUGUGUCCUGGUGGGCAUGGUCUGGUGCUCCGUGCGGCAGAAGGGCUCCUAUCUCACCCACGAGGCCAGUGGACUGGAUGAGCAGGGGGAGGCCCGAGAGGCCUUUCUUAAUGGGGGCGAUGGACACAAGCGCAAAGAGGAAUUUUUCAUCUGACCCUUCCCCGCGUCCCUGGCCCGGGCCCAGGCCCUGGCUCUGGCCCAGGCAGGGUCUCCCCAGUCCAGGACGGAACCAGCAAAGACUUUGACCUGGGCCAAGGGCCAUUUGGGAGUUUUCCCCACCCCUAACGUCCAGCAAGACAAGGAGGCCGCACCUGGGCCCUAGUGAGGGAAGUUAGGGCUGGGGGCCAGAUGAUGAGAUGCCUAAGGGGGUGGGAAUGGGGAAUCAGAACACCUGGGUCCCCAAAGGGGCAGGGAGUGGGGAAUCAGGGUGUCUUGAGUCCCCCAGAAGGGGAAGAUAAGAAUACUUGAGGCCUCGAGAAGGAAGAGGAGACCUGGGUCUCUGAUGGGUCAGGGGCUGGACACUUGGGUCCAGGGUCGGGGUAGGGGGUGGGAGUAGGGG